This is a messenger RNA of Mugil cephalus (flathead mullet), 1034 nucleotides long. RefSeq names its product apolipoprotein A-I-like. Gene Ontology annotation, cellular component: chylomicron; blood microparticle; extracellular region. Lineage: Eukaryota; Metazoa; Chordata; Actinopteri; Mugiliformes; Mugilidae. The coding region runs from base 16 to 837 and encodes 273 amino acids. Gene Ontology annotation, biological process: cholesterol biosynthetic process; phospholipid efflux; cholesterol efflux. The transcript is spliced from 4 exons. Gene Ontology annotation, molecular function: phosphatidylcholine-sterol O-acyltransferase activator activity; cholesterol binding; phospholipid binding. The record is from RefSeq and is a predicted model, not a curated record.
UAUAUAUACUCAGGCAUGAGAGAGAGCCCACACCCACAGUGUUCAACCACAGCCGUUUCAGUCAUGAAGGUCCUCGUGGUGCUCGCCCUGGCAGUCUUCACCGCCGGCUGUAAUGCCAACAUCGUGUGGCAGAGCCAGCCCAAACAACAGGUCGACAUGGUGAAAGAUGCUUUCUGGGACUACGUUGCCAGGGCGACGCAGACCGCCGAGGGCUCCCUGGAGCAGAUCAGAGAGUCGGAGCUGGGAAAGGAAGUGAACAUCUUCAUCGCAACCAGCACCGACGUCGUGAACAGGUUCACCGACAACCUGCGCGCUCAGGCCGCCCCCGUCACCCGGGACCUCCUGACUAAGUUCUCCCAGCAGACGGAGCAGCUGAAGGCUCGUCUGGAGAAGGAUCUGUCGGCGGUGGGAGCCAGCCUGCAGCCCUACGCCGAGGAGCUGGUGGCCGAACUCCAGAGCAAAGUGUCCGGGCUGAGCGGAGACGCCGCCCCCUACGCCGAGGCCAUGGACCCGGAGGCCCUGAAGGCCUUGGUGCUGCAGAAGAGCCAGGAGCUGAAGGUUCAGCUGGAUCAGAGCGUGGCCCAGAUGCAGGCCCAGAUGGUUCCCUACACCGAGGAGAUGAAGCAGAGGAUGGAGCAGAGCCUGGAGGACUUUCAGCAGAGCAUGAUCCCCCUGACCAAGACCUUCGAGGCCCAGCUGGUGCAGAAGAGCCAGGAGAUCCAGGAGAAACUGGCUCCAUACGGGGAGGAGCUGAAGGCCAAGCUGGACUCCAGCGCUCAGGACCUGCAGGAGCAGCUACAAUCUCUGUGGAAGUCCUUCUCUAAACUGACACAGUAAAUGGAGUUAUGGGACAGAAAAACAAGUGCAAUACCUCAUUUUCCAUGUUUUUGUCAGUGACUUGUCACUGGUUUGUCCUCUGUGUUACUGGUUACCUCUAAAGUGUGUUAAAUAAAAAAAAGCUUCUUUGAAUUUUUGGACUUUUUUUUGUUGGUGUUUGAAAAUGAAUAUGCAAAUAAAGGUUCAUAAACAUCUCA